Messenger RNA from Nycticebus coucang (slow loris), 2341 nucleotides. RefSeq names its product INSC spindle orientation adaptor protein (gene INSC). Gene Ontology annotation, molecular function: cytoskeletal adaptor activity; protein binding. Gene Ontology annotation, cellular component: apical cortex. The coding region runs from base 103 to 1842 and encodes 579 amino acids. Lineage: Eukaryota; Metazoa; Chordata; Mammalia; Primates; Lorisidae. The transcript is spliced from 13 exons. Gene Ontology annotation, biological process: establishment of mitotic spindle orientation; apical protein localization; asymmetric cell division. The record is from RefSeq and is a predicted model, not a curated record.
CUUUCCCAGGGCUAUGGCCCCGAAGGAUGGUCAGGGAGAGAGAAGCUGCUCACAGGGGCCUCUGUGAGGAGACUCGGAGUUGCUGCAGCUGAGACUGGAGCCAUGAGGCGCCCCCCGGGGAAUGGAGAAGUGGCCGGCAAGGGUCCUGGUGGCCGGGGCCUAUGGGGAAUCCAGGAGUCCAGGAGGCUGUGCUGUGCUGGUCCUGACCGCUGUGGGCAGGCCUUGCUGCACAUUGGGAUCAACAUGAUGGCACUGCCUGGAGGCCGCCACUUGGGCUCCAUCCCCCUACCAGGGCAGCGGCUGCACCUGAUGCAAGUGGAUUCGGUCCAGCGCUGGAUGGAGGACCUGAAGCUCAUGACCGAGUGUGAGUGCAUGUGCGUCCUGCAGGCAAAGCCCAUCGGCCUGGAGGAGGAUGCACAGGGCGACCUUAUCCUGGCAGGAGGCCCUGGCCCGGGAGACCCCCUGCAGCUGCUGCUCAAGCGGGGCUGGGUCAUCAGCACUGAGCUGCGCAGGAUUGGGCAGAAGCUGGCCCAGGACCGCUGGACGCGUGUGCACAGCAUGAGUGUGCGCCUCACCUGCCACGCCCGCUCCAUGGUCAGCGAGUACAGCGCUGCCAGCAGGAGCUCCUCGCAGGAAAUGGGCCAGAUUGAGAAGCUGCUAAUGGAGAAAUGCUCAGAGCUCUCAGCAGUCACGGAAAGGUGCCUCCAGGUAGAGAACGAGCAUGUCCUGAAGUCGAUGAAGGCCUGUGUGAGUGAGACCCUGAGCACGCUGGGCCAGCACUUUGGCCAGCUGCUGGAGCUGGCCCUGACACGGGAGGUGCAGGCCCUGGUGAGAAAAAUUGAUGCCUCAGACAAUAUCUACACCAUGGAGUCCACUACAGGGAACCUGUUCAGCCUGACCCAGGAGGGAGCUCCCUUGUGCCGCAUCAUAGCCAAGGAGGGUGGCGUGGUAGCGCUCUUCAAGGUUUGCCGGCAGGACAAUUUGAGGUGCUUGUACCCCCAGGCUCUCCGCACGCUGGCCUCCAUCUGCUGCGUGGAAGAGGGUGUCCACCAGCUGGAGAAGGUGGACGGCGUUUUGUGCUUGGCUGACAUCCUGACCGAUGAUAGCCACUCAGAGGCCACGCGGGCUGAGGCUGCUGCAGUGGUGGCUCAGGUCACCUCCCCACAUCUGCCCUUCACUCAACACCUCAGUAGCUUCCUGGAGAGCAUGGAGGAGAUUGUGACAGCCCUCAUCAAACUGUGCCAAGAGGCCUCAUCAGGGGAAGUCUUCCUGCUGGCCUCUGCGGCCCUUGCCAAUAUCACCUUCUUUGACACAAUGGCCUGUGAGAUGCUAUUGCAGCUCAAUGCCAUCCGCGUCCUCCUGGAAGCCUGUGGUGACAAGCAGAGAGUGGACACGCCUUACACCCGGGACCAGAUUGUGACCAUCUUGGCAAACAUGUCUGUCCUAGAGCAGUGUGCCUCUGACAUCAUUCAGGAGAAUGGGGUCCAGCUUAUCAUGGGCAUGCUGUCUGAGAAGCCGAGAUCUGGGACUCCUGCUGAGGUGGCAGCCUGCGAGCGGGUCCAGCAGAAAGCUGCAGUGACCCUGACCCGGCUCAGCCGAGACCCAGACGUGGCACGGGAGGCCGUGCGGCUCAGCUGUAUGUCCCGUCUCAUCGAGCUCUGCAGAUCCCCAGCAGAGAGGAACAGCAGUGACGCUGUGCUCGUGGCUUGCCUGGCUGCUCUGCGCAGGUUGGCUGGAGUGUGCCCUGAAGGCCUCGAGGACUCUGACUUCCAGCAGCUGGUCCAGCCUCGCCUGGUGGACUCCUUCUUACUCUGCAGCAACAUGGAGGAGAGUUUCGUAUAGCGGGGAUGGAGAGGAAAGGCACCCAGCCACGCUCACGCUUCCUCUGAGUGCACACCUGUGAACACACAUGUUCACCCACCAGCUCUCCGCACCUCCUUAUUUAUAGUUAAUUUAUUUUUACCUGAAAAAUACAGACAGUGAAAUUGAAUGAAAUCUUAGCACGAUACCAUCAAACAAUCUUGGGAGUCUUUUUGUUCUUAUUUUUUGACUUCCGUGGCUUGUCAGUUACAGAUGUUGAAAUGCAUACUGGCUAAGACAACAGAUUGUCACGGGCUAUUUCACUUCGUCUUAUUUACUCUUACAGGAAAUCUUAAUCUUGACUCAUUUAUUUGUAACUUUUGAACCAGAGUAUUUUAACUGCCUAGCAGUUUUUUUUUUUUAAGUUGUAUUUGCUCUCUCUCAAAAUUUAAAAUGAAUUUCAUGGUUGGACAGAAUAUACUAAAAGUCUUUUUUCUUUAAUAAAUGGAAUCAUGCAAAAUGUGUCCUGAGUUUUCUGAUU